UGUCGCCGCCCAUUUCAAGCUGUUCGAUGCUCUUGUGGAGCUAGGUACAUCGGCUACAAGCGAAGAUGUCCUAGAAGUCUGUAAACAGAGACUACCAGCAAGCGAAAAUGCAGCCUCUGCUCCAGGAUUGACUCUAAUUAAGGACAGUCUGCAUGCGAUGGCAGGCUUAGGCCUCAUCGAUAGCGAGGCAGAUAACGCGUUUAGCCCGAACAGUCUAACCAAACAUCUAGCUGCGCAUCAGUCUGCAAUACAUGGAGGAGUUCAUUUGUGGGUUUUCUAUCUGUAAUACGACUGAACAGGAGCUAAUCUCACCACCAAGCACGUCGGAGAUGUUAAUGGCUGCUUCGUUCCUUUUUCCGAUGUUGAAGGCGACCAAUUUCAAGUAUCCAUUCCGAGAAUGCGAGACGCCAAUGCAGUAUGCGCAUAAGCUUAUGGGGAACGAGGACUAUUCGAAGAAGCAUGCGUACGCAAUUAUGUCUGACGAGGGACGGAUGGACAGCUUUAACUCGUUCAUGGAUGGAAAGUUUUUCAAGAGCCCAAGCAGUCCCGAGCGUUUGAACAUGUUGCAGUAUGAUCUCGGGGCUGUACUAGAAAGUGCUCCGCCGACAGCGAUAAAAAUGGUCGAUAUUGGCGGCAGUCGCGGGGAGUUGCUCCUAGAGUUGAAGGAAGCAUUCCCGCAGCUACAGGACAAGGAUUUGGUCGUGGAGGAAUUCAAUGACGAUCUGGGCGAUGUGCCAGGCAUUACCCAGGUGCAAUGGAAUUUCAAAGACGAGAGCAGUCCGCAGCCGAUUAAGGGGGCGCUGAUCUACCACCUGUCGCACGUCCUGCAUAAUCUCCCAGACCUGGAUGCAGUGCGGCUUCUACAGCGGAUUGGCGAGGCAAUGGAACCGCAUUCGCGGAUUCUGAUUCACGAACUGGCCAAAGGCAAAGAGAUGGCUAUGGUGCACGUUGCGAUGGUGAUACUAUUCGGUGGAAGGGAGAGGACCGCAGAGGAGUACCGGAAACUUGCGGAGGCAGCUGGUCUGAAGGUCACAUUCGAGGCAUUCCCACCAUUCGGAGAUGGUGUGAUUGAACUGAUGAAGCCGGAGGCCGAAGAAUCACUCUGUCGGGAGACCGGGGGAUCCCUGUGUCGCGAGCCCACAAAUGACAGAAGCUCACCUGUGACCUGAUUAUUAAAUCAGAAUCAUUUUGAGAAUGAAC
Messenger RNA from Aspergillus versicolor CBS 583.65, 1200 nucleotides. RefSeq lists its product as uncharacterized. The transcript is spliced from 3 exons. The coding region runs from base 252 to 1169 and encodes 305 amino acids. The record is from RefSeq and is a predicted model, not a curated record. Lineage: Eukaryota; Fungi; Ascomycota; Eurotiomycetes; Eurotiales; Aspergillaceae. Gene Ontology annotation, molecular function: O-methyltransferase activity.